GCGCACACACACACAUACACACACACAUAUAUACACACGCACACACACGCACACACACAAACAACAGAUCCUGCCUUUGCGGAAGCCAGAGGAGCCGAGGCGGCGCUAAAUUAAAUUAGCAUACUAACUAGUUAGCGUUGAGCCGAUGUGGAUGGACGGAUGAACGGAGCUGCUUGAAGAAACACAUUUUCCGAAGUCGAGACACCACCGAGUCCGGGCUCAUUUUGUCGGGAUCUUCCUGUCGUCCGCCUGCCGAGGAGAUGGGGGACAAGGCGGGCACCAGAGUUUUCAAGAAGUCGAGCCCCAACUGUAAGGUGACAGUUUAUCUGGGAAAGAGAGACUUUGUGGAUCAUCUGGACCACGUGGAUCCAGUAGAUGGAGUGAUCCUGGUCGACCCCGAGUAUCUGAAGGACAGGAAAGUCUUCGUCACCCUCACCUGUGCGUUUCGAUAUGGCCGUGAGGACCUGGACGUGCUGGGUUUGUCUUUCAGGAAGGAUCUGUACAUCUCCACCUUCCAGGCCUUCCCUCCGGUGCCCGAGGAGCGGAAACCCAACAGCCGGCUGCAGGAGAGGCUGCUGAAGAAACUGGGCCAGCAUGCACAUCCCUUCUACUUCACUAUUCCUCAGAACCUCCCGUGUUCAGUCACUUUACAGCCCGGACCAGAGGACACUGGGAAGGCCUGCGGCGUCGACUUCGAGAUCAGAGCUUUCUGCGCCAAGUCGAUAGAAGAGAAGAUUCACAAGAGAAACUCGGUGCGUCUGGUGAUCAGGAAGGUUCAGUACGCUCCAGAGAAGCCUGGUCCUCAACCGAUGGUGGAGACGACCCGCAGCUUCCUGAUGUCUGACAGAUCCCUGCACCUGGAGGCCUCCCUGGACAAGGAGUUAUAUUACCACGGAGAGCCCAUCAGCGUCAACGUUCACGUCACCAACAACUCGACCAAGACCGUCAAGAGAGUCAAGAUCUCCGUGCGUCAGUAUGCAGAUAUCUGCCUGUUCAGUACUGCCCAGUAUAAAUGUCCAGUGGCCCAGCUGGAGGCAGAUGACCAGGUGUCGUCCAGCUCCACCUUCUGUAAGGUGUACACUCUGACCCCGACGCUCGACAAGAACAGAGAGAAGAGAGGACUCGCUCUGGACGGGAAGCUCAAACAUGAAGACACCAACCUGGCCUCCUCCACCAUUGUGAAGGACGUCACCAACAAGGAGGUUCUGGGGAUCCUGGUGUCCUACAGAGUCAAAGUCAAACUGGUGGUCUCACGUGGAGGGCUGCUGCGAGGCAUGUUGGAGAGAGACGUGUCGGUGGAGCUGCCCUUCAUCUUAAUGCAUCCUAAACCCGUGGAGCCGCCGGUGUCCCGCCCACAGUCAGCUGUGCCAGAGAUGGACCCCCCCAUCGACACCAAUUUGAUAGAAUUCGACACAAACAGCAUCUCCCAGGACGACGACUUCGUCUUCGAGGACUUCGCCCGCCUGCGGCUCAAAGGCGUCGUGGACGACAAGGACGAGGACUGCUAGGAGCUCGCCAACCCUUCAUAUGCUCGCUUUGAAACCACCAACACACACACACACACACACACACACACACACACACACACACACACACACACACUCUUCACGUUACAUUCCCCGGUGGAGGGGAUGGAUGAGGGCAUGUUUGGACGGAGGCCUCGCAGGGGCUCGGUGGUGUUCUUCCUCUCUUGCUUCAGCCAUUCGUCACGCCGCCGCCGCCGCCAUUUUUCGCCGCCUUGUUCUCCAUCUGUCUUCUCUUGUUUCUCUUUUUUUUUUUUUUCGCUGAUAAAUGUUAACCAGCUGCAGGACAGAUGAUGGCGGUCUGGAUCUGAAUCUGCUGUUUUUGUUUUUCUUUUGUAGUCGACACGUUCAAGGCGUGGGCGGGGCUUAACAUGUGAAGGAAUUGAUUGAUCAGCUUAAAAUAGAAGAAAAUAAACACGUGUAGGAAGCUGAAGAGGCGCAGCAGCAGCAGCCGCAGCGUUCGUCCUCUUUUACUUUGAAAUCUUUUUUUUGAAUGUCGCCCGUUUCCUGCGGCGACGAUCACCGUCUUGUACAAACAGAAUAUAUAUUUGAAACAUAGAAAAAAAAAAAAUCUUCUACGAGCAGUCGAGAGAGAGAUCUGUGUUCAGUGGUGAUCGCCGUUUUUUUUUUUUUUUCUUCGAGUACAUAACUGUAGAUGCUUUUUUUACAUCAUGGCUGCAAGAGGAGGAAACACACUCACACACACUCACUCAGUCUUACGCAGGCAACUGAAGUUCAAUUUCACCAGCAUCCACUCUCCGCUUCGCCCCCCCGUCGUCACAUUUUGUGAAAUGUUUUUGUCACGUCGUCACAUUUUGUCCGCUGCACUGUUUGUUUUGUUUUUUUUUUACCCUCCCUCCCUUCACUCCUCCUGUUCUUUUAUUAUUUUUUUUAAAUAAGAACCAUUCCAGCGUUGACGGAGUCGGGUUGUUAUUUUAAACACUUCCCAUCUAAAGAAGUUUGUUCUCUGUCGUCACAUUUAAAGGAAAAGUUCAGUCCGUCUCUCAAUACUUUCCCCUGCUCUGUCUGUGGCUCAUUGGUUCCUACCGAAGAAGUAAAUCUUUAUUAAAUGGUUCAUUAAUAAAUAGUUUAAUUAUUGUUCUAGACUUGAAGGAAAGCACAAGGUGCAACUACGCGGUUUGAUUGUGUUUCUCAUUUCAGGACGAGGUUUUAUAUAAAUGACGGUUAAAUAAUUCUUUCUAUAAAGUGGAUUAACAAGUACAAGUUUGGUGUUAUUUUAUAUUUUUCUUAUUAUAAACAAAUUACAUAAAAACACCAAAAACCAACGACGUGUCCGUCUGUCUCUUAGUUACUCUCUGCUGCUCUCAUCUCUGAGUUUGUCGGUUCCUGCUGAUGUGAAUCUUUAUAAACAUCUCAAAUAUUUAGUUUUAUUUUAUAUAAAAAGGCUCAAUAAUUUACAGCGUAAUUUACAGUGUAAUUUACAGAGUAAUUUACAGCGUAAUUACAGUGUAAUUUACAGCUUAUUACUGUGGUUUUAAUCACCGUUAAAGAUGAGAAAAGUAUAAAAUAUCUGACUGACUUUGAAGAAGUAAUUACGUAAUAUGAUUUUGUUAUUCUUGUAACUUUACCACUGAGUCAUAAUUGAACGAGUAAAAAGUUGUUAAAUUCUACUACCAGGAUCUGAGCACAUGACCCGACAGGAAGCCGGAGCCGUAACGUUAUAUUAAAAUAUUAAAUCUUAAAGGCAAAGUUAAACUCAGCACAGUGUUCAUGUUGUAAUCCUGAGAUUACAGAAGUUGGUGUUUUUUUGGGAUUUAUUGACAAUAAUAAAAUUAUAGAAAAUCACCAGACUUUUCCUUUAAAUCUCAUUUUUUCUACGUGCAGCAGGUUUGAAAACGUCGAUCACUUAUAUUCACUUUAGUAAAGACGUUAAUAAAAUAAAGACAAUGUGCAGGAAUCUUCAGACCAAACGUUUUCCACCAGCUACACUUAAAGGUGCAGUUUGUAGAAUUUAGUGGCGUCCAGUAGAACGUUCAUAAGUUUGUUUUAAUUAGUUUAUAAUCAUCUGAAAAAUAAGAAUCGUCGUGUUUUCGUUACUUUAGAAUGAGCCUUUAUAUCUACGGAGGGAACGGAUCCUCUUCUACGGAGGCCGCCAUGUUGCUAUGGUAGCCCAGAACGGACAAACCAAACACUAGCAACCUCACCGCUAGAUGCCACUAAGUCCUAUUGUGAUUGUUUUAUAUUAAAAUAACACUUCAGGUGAAAAUAUUAAUGUGGAAAAUAUUUAAAAAACAGCAAACCUACAAAAGGAGCCUGAACUCUGAUCACGCUGGAAUCGUUUUUUUUUUUGUUUGUUUGUUUGUUUGUUUUUUUUAAACUCUGAUUAAACUUUAGACCAGAGUUGGACCUCGAGUCGCUCUCGACUCUUUUGGAUAAAUUGAAGCUUGUUGUUCAGCAGACGGAUUUAUUUGACCUUUACUGGGUUUAAACUGGUCUGAAGUGGAUUUCUUUUCCCGUCAGUUAUGUUCUGAAGUGCUUGAUGCUAAACUCACAACAAACAGAGCAGUUAGCUGCCUGGUUUAAACUGCCAUCAGCAGCUUGUUUAAAGGGAAAUACUGGUGUUUUUUGGUUUAUCAUCAUCAUCUUUCUGUUUAAAAAUAUUAAUCCCCACUUGCCACAAAUUUACCCAAAUGCACUUUCAGUAAAUACGUACGAUAACACGACAACACUGCGUCUUUACUUUAAUCACUUGUGUAAACUGCAUCGUGCCUUCUGGAUCUCACUGUUGCCAAUAACUUUAAGUUGCCAGUUUUUGUGAUAAAUUCAUACUAAAUAUACAGAAUUUGCAGCAUUUCAAUAAAAGCCUGAGAGGAAGUUAGUGAUGUUUUUGUUUUUUACGAAGCAGUAAAUUACAGAAAACUACUGUAAAUGUCGGCAGGUACCAAUAAUUCAGUCUGUAAUUAAAUUCUUCUAUUUGAGAUUAAACGGAUUCAGUUUUUCUGUCUCACAAGUUUAAAACUUCAAAUGCAGGAAAUAAAAUGUAUUUUUAACAAGUACAAGAUUUAAUUCUAGUAAAUUAAAAAACAUCAAAAGAAGACCAGGAGAUGUGGUUGAAAGCUUCAUUAACAAGCAACUUUCAUGAAUUUCUCUUUAGUCUUUAAGACUUUCUGUAA
Messenger RNA from Thunnus maccoyii (southern bluefin tuna), 4657 nucleotides. RefSeq names its product arrestin, beta 2a (gene arrb2a). The transcript has 17 exons. NCBI's taxonomy places the organism in Eukaryota, Metazoa, Chordata, Actinopteri, Scombriformes, Scombridae. Gene Ontology annotation, biological process: signal transduction; positive regulation of ERK1 and ERK2 cascade; G protein-coupled receptor internalization. Gene Ontology annotation, cellular component: cytoplasm. The record is from RefSeq and is a predicted model, not a curated record. Gene Ontology annotation, molecular function: angiotensin receptor binding. The coding region runs from base 261 to 1508 and encodes 415 amino acids.